AUGAAAAUUGAAAACCAGAGGAGUCCCAGACAGGAUCCGAAACCUAAUCUCGAGCAAUUGGGAACCAGUAGACAAAAAUACACAUAGCAACCAGCGAUCGAGGGGCCAUCGGAGACGGAGAUGGAGCACAAUUUUAACUACGAAGAGCACGAACACGAAGUCUAUGGAGGCGAUAUUCCCGACGACGGAGAGAUGGAUGCCGACCUCGACAUGUCCUCUGGUAGGGCCGACGAAGAGGGUUACGAGGCCGAGCCCAGUAACGCCAACUCCAAGGACUUGGAGGACAUGAAAAGGAGGCUCAAGGAGAUCGAGGAGGAAGCCGGUGCCCUUCGGGAAAUGCAGGCCAAGGUUGAGAAGGAGAUGGGUGCUGUUCAAGAAGAUUCAUCCAGUACCUCUGCAACUCAGGCUGAAAAGGAGGAAGUAGAUUCCCGAUCUGUAUAUGUUGGUAAUGUUGAUUAUGCAUGCACUCCUGAGGAGGUUCAACAACAUUUUCAAUCAUGUGGAACAGUGAAUAGAGUGACAAUUUUGACAGACAAGUUCGGUCACCCUAAGGGAUUUGCUUAUGUUGAGUUUGUGGAGGUUGAUGCCGUACAGAAUGCUUUGCUGUUGAAUGAAUCAGAGUUGCACGGUCGCCAACUAAAGGUCUCUGCCAAAAGGACAAAUGUCCCUGGAAUGAAGCAAUACCGAGGAAGGCGGCCCAGCUCUUUUGGCUUUCGAGGUGGUCGUCGGCCCUUCAUGCCUGCUGCACCCUUUUAUCCUUCAUAUGGUUAUGGAAGGGUUCCAAGGUUCAGGCGGCCAAUGCGGUACAGACCGUACUAGGAGAUAUAAUGCUCGUACUACGACUGCAAAACUAUUGUUCGGGAUCUAUGGUUCCUUCGUCAAGUGUUCGAUUACCCUCUCUCUAACUUGGAGGGUGUGGAAGACAUUGUACUCUAUUCAUGCUUAGAAAUACCACUUGAGUUUCUAUGAACUUGGUAGCAGUUUCUAGCUUGAGGGUUAAAGAUUUGUGGUUUGCAUUUAGUUGGCUCUGGAAGGGCUGAAAAAAAUUAUGUUGUCAAUCUUUAGGGAAUUUAAAAGAAGGAAAAUUAAGGAUGCUAAGGACAUAUCCUUCCUUGUGUAUGGUGGUGAAUUGGUAAUGUAGAAUUUCUUUGUUUUUUAA
Messenger RNA from Momordica charantia (bitter melon), 1159 nucleotides. RefSeq names its product polyadenylate-binding protein 1. Lineage: Eukaryota; Viridiplantae; Streptophyta; Magnoliopsida; Cucurbitales; Cucurbitaceae. Gene Ontology annotation, molecular function: poly(A) binding. The record is from RefSeq and is a predicted model, not a curated record.